Actinia tenebrosa (Australian red waratah sea anemone) is the source of this 2153-nucleotide messenger RNA. RefSeq names its product D(1)-like dopamine receptor. Lineage: Eukaryota; Metazoa; Cnidaria; Anthozoa; Actiniaria; Actiniidae. Gene Ontology annotation, biological process: G protein-coupled receptor signaling pathway. The record is from RefSeq and is a predicted model, not a curated record. Gene Ontology annotation, molecular function: G protein-coupled receptor activity. Gene Ontology annotation, cellular component: membrane.
CACACGCCGAGCGUUUUCGAAUCGUUUUCGAAAAGCUGCGUUUUUUAAAAUGUGGCGUGGCACCGGAAACGUAUGGUCAUACGGAAGGUAAAAAGGCGUCCGGAUACGUGUGGACGGGACCUUUUCAAUCUUAACACUUUAUAUCUUGGAGAAAACCUUCGUUAAACGUAGCGCACAUCUUCAAACGAGGACAGCCGUUUCUAAAACAAGGCCGACAUCGUUUAUCGAGGAUCUCAGUUUGAUAGCAAAUCUACUUCACGACUGGGUUCCACUGGUGGUAACGCUAAAUGUUAUUGUUUGAGCUCAACACAAUGAUUCACGUAGACCCGAGGUCUUGCUGAUAAUGAAGGAUUGACAUGCCAGCCUUGGUUAGGAAGUGCUAAUUAUCGACUUCUGACUACCUUAAGAUAUUUCAUAUAGUCUCAGAAAGAACUCCUUAUUUCUAUCACUUCAGUGAUUAGCGUUGUGUUGGUUGGGUCGUUGCCAUUUGGAAACCAAAUCACAAACAAAUAUAAUCUAGAUUUCGAUCCAUCAACUCAUGGUUACCAAGACAACGCCGUCAAUAAUACUGUCAGAUGGAUAAUAACACAAGUUCGUUGAACGUUAACGAGUCAGCGGUCUUCCGGGAUGGUCGGUCUGGUCUGAGCGUCGCACCUCAAGUGUCGUUUCUAGCGGUCGUAAUAUUCGUGGCUGUUACUGCUAAUGGGUUGGUGUGUUACGUCAUUCAUCGGACACCUCAUCUGCAUAACGUCAUCAACAUUUUUCUAGUGAGUAUGUCUAUAUCAGAUCUUCUCCACGCCCUCCUCAAAAUGUCUACCACUCUCGCCUCUACGAUUCAAAGGGACUGGUACCCACACAGCGCUGUUUGCUACGUAACCACGCCGUUUGGAGUUCUCUUCGGUGCCGCGUCUGUCUUCAACCUUUGCGCCGUCGCACUGAACCAAUACUUCGUAAUCGUCAAGCCGUUUCAUUAUAUGACUCUUAUGACUCCUACGCAUGCGCGAAGAGUAAUCACUGGAUUGUGGCUUGGCAGCAUCGUAAUCUCUUUACCACCAAUCUUCUGGCGCACUCCAGACAUCAUAUGCAAAAGUGGCGCCGUUGCUAAGGAAUACUACUGGUCAGAGGUUUCUUACAUCUGCGCGUUGUGGUUAUUUGUCGUCAUAAUACCAUCGAUUAUUAUGGUCUGGAGUUACGGGAAGAUUUUUUGCACGGCCAGAAAGCAGAUUCAACGCAUGCGCAAUGAAAAUACAUUGUUUGAUGAGUCGUGUUCUUCGAGCACUAGAAAGAAAGAGUUACGUGUUGUCGCGUUGCUCGCUCUGAUUGGUGGAAUUUUUCUAGUCUGUUGGGUCCCAUUCUUCAUAGUCAUGACGCUACUCAAAUUUUCUUCCAUCAAAGUAGACGUUAAAUACUUCCGUGGAUUCUUGUUUCUAAUGUAUGCGAAAUCGGCUAUUAAUCCUAUACUAUACACAAUAAUGAACCAGGACUUGAAGAAAUAUUGUAGAAAACUCUUAUGUCCACGGACUUUGCUACACAAGGAGAACGCCAUGCUAAUGAAGGCGUAUAAAAACGGUCAUCAAAAUCAACACAAUGGCGGGAAAAACCUUGAUGUUUCUCCUGAAACUGCUCUGACUUUAGAAACCAAUAGGUUAUGAAAAAAAGAAUUUUUGGAAUAACAAAAUUGGCAUGAAAUACAAAAAUACAAAAAUAUGAUUUAUACGAGAUUGCCAUUGAAUCGGUAUAAAAUAAUUUCAAGAAAUAUUUAAAGUGCAAAUCAAGUCUAUAGGAUCUCUUUCUGAUUUGAAAGCCCUUUAAUAUAAAACAAAUAAGAAUGGCCUUUACUUUCUUUUUGAUAUCUCUUUUCGUUUCUGUCAUGCUCAGAAUAAAGCCAUCACGAAAUGAUGACGUUAAUCCAGGACCCUCGUAAAAAGUCGAAUCAUCACAUAGAAAGUAUCCCUGUGAGAAUUAGCUCAAAACUACACUUGAAUUUUUUGUUGGUUACAGUGCGCUAUCACCACCAAACGUUUCAAAAAUCAGAGAGAUAUCCUGUAGGCUUGAUACGCACUUGAAUAUAAAUGAUAUGGUUGCAGAUCACGUGACAACUUCAUUACGUGACAUCAGUAUCGACGGAUAAUAAAAAUACCUUUACCUCAAAA